CACACCUACAGAACCACCAUGAACACCACCACCAUCUUGCCGACAAAGGUGGCUGCUGGUGAUCCUCUUCCAAUUGAGAUAGGGACGCGCGGUACGGUCGGAAACCUCGUGAUGAAGGAGAUAGAGUACUUCACAAGACUUGAGUCCGGAACUAGUGAUCAAGGCAAAUGUUCGAUCAAAAACUCCGUAAAUCCUGACAAGAAGCAUCGUGGAGAUGGUGUCGGUUCUAAAUUUUGGCCUGCUUUCGGUUUCUUGACCAUUACAUGGCGGAGGGGGAAGAGGAAGGGCGGCGAAAGUGGUAGAUUUUUGCCUAGAAUGUGCACCAUGGUAGAUGUUGCUGACAGCCGCCACCAUAGGCUGACCAAGAUUCCUAGCUUCAGUUACCGGAACCUUAAAGAUGACAUUAACCAAGUCGAGGUUUAAUCAAUCAAUGUUUUAGAAAGAGAUGGCACAAUGUGACAUGCCACACAUUUAUUUUUGGUUUUAAAAUCUAUGUUUGCAAAUAUUCACCUUGUAAAGAAUAUGAAUAUAUGCCCUUAUCUUUUA
This is a messenger RNA of Helianthus annuus (common sunflower), 546 nucleotides long. RefSeq lists its product as uncharacterized. The coding region runs from base 19 to 423 and encodes 134 amino acids. The transcript has a single exon. The record is from RefSeq and is a predicted model, not a curated record. NCBI's taxonomy places the organism in Eukaryota, Viridiplantae, Streptophyta, Magnoliopsida, Asterales, Asteraceae.